Phlebotomus papatasi is the source of this 1301-nucleotide messenger RNA. RefSeq lists its product as uncharacterized. The transcript has 4 exons. Gene Ontology annotation, molecular function: 8-oxo-dGDP phosphatase activity. Lineage: Eukaryota; Metazoa; Arthropoda; Insecta; Diptera; Psychodidae. The coding region runs from base 106 to 1092 and encodes 328 amino acids. The record is from RefSeq and is a predicted model, not a curated record.
CGCUGCAAUCGCAGUGUGUCAAAACAAUCGUCAGUUUUUUCGUCGGAGGUGCAAAAGUGAAGAAAAUUGCGCAAAAAAGCUCUCUUUUUGCCAAUAUCUACCGCAAUGGCUGGUGAAAAUAUAUCACGGCUCCUUUCUCUCGCCAGGAGAUUUAAUAUAUUCUACCUAGAAGGACUCCCACAGCGCAGCUGUCGGCCCUUUGUGGUGGAUGGGAAGCAAGUGGGACUCAUUAGGCAGGAUGUUGUGAAGCAAUUGGUGAAGUAUCCGGAGGUGUUCAGUAUCAAGCAGCUGGAAGCUGAGGAAUAUGCUGGCUACAUCGAACUCAAUCCCGCCUUCAGGGACUACACAGAGCGCUCGAGGACGGUGGAUAAAGUCCUGCGGGAAUUGCGGGAAAUGGAUGUAUUUGUGGCCCUGAAGGGCUGGCGCGAUGAAUUCUACGAAGUCAAGACGAAGCAUCUGGCCCUCCUGAAGAUGGAUCGAUCGGCCACGUGCUUGUUCGGCGUGAGGAACUACGGAGUCGACAUCAAUGGAUACGUCAAACAUCCCAGCCGGGGUCUCUGCAUAUGGCUUCAGCAGCGAUCGGACACCAAACAAACCUGGCCAGGGAAAUGGGACAACAUGGUUGGCGGAGGAUUGUCUGUGGGGUAUGGGAUUAAGGAGACUGCCAUCAAGGAGGCUGCAGAGGAAGCUUCAAUUCCUGAACAUUUGACACGAAAUCUCGUAUCGGCGGGAUGUGUGUCAUUUUUCUUCGAAAGCGAACGCGGCUUAUUUCCAAACACUGAGUUUGUCUUUGAUCUCGAACUACCCACGGACUUUGUGCCCAGCAAUUCGGAUGGUGAGGUGCAGGCAUUUGAACUGCUGCCGGCCAAAGAAUGCUACGAGAGACUCUUCUCGCCUGACUUCAAGACAACGAGCUGCCCUGUGGUCAUUGAUUUUUUGAUCAGGCACGGGGUUAUUACACCAGAAAAUGAGCCAAACUUCACCCAAGUUGUGGAAUUGCUGCAUGUUCCCCUUCAGACUCUCUAUGAGUUCGACGUGACCCGAAUCACGGAGAAUCAUGAGAAUGGCCAACGAAAUCUUCCGCCAGCAUAAAUAAAAGAAAAAAAAACAUCGAUUGACGAGCCUUCAGCAUAAAAAAGGUAAUAAUUGAAAGAAAUCCAAUUUUAUACCAAGUAAGGACACACACACAUUUUUUAGCAAUUUUCUUACUUAGGGAAGAUGAAAAAAACAAUUUCAAUGCUUCUGAUUUUUUUCCAAAAAAAAAAAUAUAGUCAUUGAAAAAAAAACUAUUUAUCCCAAAA